AUGAGUUUCGAAGGCAAAGUUGUGAUUAUCACAGGAGCAGGGGGAGGAAUUGGGUCCGCCACAGCCGUCGGUUUUGCCGAACUAGGAGCCAAACUGUGCCUCGUUGAUGUCAACCAGCAAGCUCUCCAAAAUACUUUUGAAAAAUGUUGUUCUAAAGGUGCAGUGUUUGAAAACAUACGGAUCAAUCAAUUGGACCUAAGCAACGAAGAGACAGUUAACUGUGUUAUUAGUGAAACAGUCACGGCUUUCUCCAAAAUCGAUGUGCUUAUCAACAACGCCGCCAUAUCGUCCAAACAUAAUAUAUUCUAUGAAGAUUUCCUUGAAAAAUACGAUGCCACGUUCAAUAUAAAUCUUAAGGCGCCCAUGUUGCUCACCCACUUAGCUGUGCCGCAUCUUAUUAAAACUAAAGGGAACGUCAUUAACAUUACAAGUGUGGGAGGAAUACGUCCCUUGCCUGAUUUACUGUUGUACAACAGUUCGAAAGCAGCUUUACGACAUUUUACCAAAUGUGUAGCGUUGGAACUCGCACCCAAAGGCGUGAGAGUGAACUCUAUAGCCCCAGCUGCGGUCAAAACAGAUAUGGUGAAGUUACUAGGAGUUACCGAUGUAAAGGAGUUCGAAAAGCGACGCGCGCCUUUGCUACCUUUGAAGAGGAUGAUAGAUUGUGAAGAAGUGGCAGAACUGAUAACGUUUCUAGCCAGUGAUAAAGCGGCAAGCAUCACUGGAGCAGAAUACGUCAUAGAUGCCGGUCAUCUCCUAGGAGGAACUACGCCGGACUAUACGUCAUUUCAGAAAAUUACUUACCUGGAAUUGUAUCAGAGUCAACAGCAUCAUCAAUACCAACUAUUAGAGCUGGGGCCACCUCAGACACAUCUGGGUCUACAACUGCAUCACUGGUUGCAGGCCCCCCUCCAGUAGCUAGCCGAUGUUGACGUUCUGCUUCCCUUUGCCGCUGCUUGAGGUUCAUCCACAAUCUCCUCAGUUGUUUAUUAGUAACCUAAAAUCAAGGAUGCAAUUAUAAAAAAUCUAGCAAAAAGCGAGAGUAAAAUCGCGCACUGUAGGUUAAAUAAGUUUGUUUACCUGAUUAGUGGCAUGAGGGCUUGCGUUGUAUUCUCUGGUUACAAUAUCCCAAGCUUAAUUUUUUGCGCGUAUUGAAGCGCCAUCGGUAUCCUUAUUCUCUAUCACCGAGGAGUAUCUUUUCAAAAUAUCCAAAAAAGUUUUCUUCUCGAGGAGAGUAAAAAUAUAAUUGUUGUCAUCGUUGUGGAAAAUAAUUACUUUACGUUUAUUAUUGAUAAACAAAAACAAAACAAGUGGUUGCGAAGGACGCGUAUAUUUUUUUUUUGACAAUGAUGUUUGUUGCGUUUCGUUUUCACUACGCAUUGCGUUUUGAAAUCAUAACAAAUUAUUUCUAAAACGUUAAAUGACCAUUUUUAUAAAAAAAUUAAAUAACGUACGUAUGAAUUAUAAUAAUUUUUAUAUUUUAGUAAAUAAUUGAACAAUUUUUAAUAUGUUUGAAGCCCUAAACCGAAAUAUUUUUUUUAAGCAAGAACGAAACGUUGAUUCGUUCGGUCUAUAGUUCACUCAAUUAGGACGUUUACUUGAGAUCCUGAACUUGAGAUCGAUAUCAUGUGAUACGCGCUCAAUAUUCGUCUAUUAAUUAACGUCGCACUUAAGACGCUGUUUACAUCUUGAGAGUGACUCAGUUGAUAUCGCUCUUGAGAGCGGUAUUGAGAUCAGUUUAUAAAUACGGGCCAUAGAAUCACGCCUGUAAUGUAACGACGCGUGUAACAAUAUUUAUGAGCUCGGUGGCGCAGCGGUUAACGCGCUCGGUCUGCGAUUGUUGAAGUAAAGCAACUUUCGCAAAGGCCGGUCAUAGGAUGGGUGACCACAAAAAAAAAGUUUUCAUCUCGAGCUCCUGCGUGCUUCGGAAGGCACGUUAAGCCGUUGGUCCCGGCUGCAUUAGCAGUCGUUAAUAACCAUCAACUGGGCCCGCGUGAUGGUUUAAGGCCCGAUCUCCCUAUCCAUCCAUAGGGAAGGCCCGUGCCCCAGCAGUGGGGACUUAAUGAUGAUGAUGAAUUUCCUUCUAUCCUCUUUAUCCUAAUGAAGGGAUUUUCAGGCUACGUUCCUCAAAAACAAUAUUGAUAGAUGGCGCUGUAAGGAUUUUCCUUCGUUUUUCCUUCGAUUAUCUACCCGAGUGACAAGAAUAGGUACCUAAUUAUCACGUUCAAUCUCGACAGUGCCAUCUAUAUUAUUUUUAGA
Molecule: messenger RNA, 2259 nt
Organism: Pectinophora gossypiella (pink bollworm)
Lineage: Eukaryota; Metazoa; Arthropoda; Insecta; Lepidoptera; Gelechiidae
Exons: 4
Coding region: 1-918 (305 amino acids)
Molecular function (GO): oxidoreductase activity
Source: RefSeq, a predicted model, not a curated record